Molecule: messenger RNA, 1567 nt
Organism: Helianthus annuus (common sunflower)
Lineage: Eukaryota; Viridiplantae; Streptophyta; Magnoliopsida; Asterales; Asteraceae
Exons: 7
Coding region: 154-1254 (366 amino acids)
Source: RefSeq, a predicted model, not a curated record
UGCGGGAGUAAGAAAAAGUCUGGCCCAAAAGCCAGAGACAUAAACGGGCCGACUAUUCGUUUUACCUUUUCUCUUUUCUUCUUGUUGUUGAUAUUUGUUGAAAACCCUGAGGCAGCCUCUUUGUUUGAAUCGUCGUUUUAUUAUAUAAGCACCAUGGAAGCUCUUUCAAGCUCUUUGUUCGUCCCAACGUUUCAAGAGCCGAUUCAGUCUCUCAAACUCAAAAUAUGCUUCCCCAAAACUAGUACGCUUCUGAGAUUUGGAUCUCGAGCGGCUAUUGCUGCAAAAGCUUCAAGCGACGAUGAACACCUACUCCCAGUUGUUGAUGAUACAAACACCUUACCUGCAUCUCUGCUAAAAAGCACAUCAGAUAGCAGCAGUGCAGGUGCAGCAGGUGGAGGUGGAGGUGGAGGUGGAGGUGGGAGUGGGACUAGGGCUGGGCUGUUCAGAACCCCAAUCUCUGGUGGUGUGCAGAGUGCUACCUCUGUCCAUGACUUACCUAGACCAGCCUUGGCUGUUCGCAAUCUCAUGGAACAGGCCAGGUUUGCUCACCUGUGUACUGUAAUGUCUCGGAUGCACCAUCGCCGUCAGGGCUACCCCUUUGGUUCCCUCGUAGACUUCGCACCAGAUGCCAUGGGCCAUCCUAUAUUUUCCUUCUCUCCAUUGGCUAUCCACACAAGGAACUUGUUAGCUGAUCCAAGGUGUACGCUCGUCGUACAGAUACCUGGAUGGAGUGGCUUAUCGAAUGCAAGAGUUACGAUUUUCGGUGAUGUUAUCCCUCUCCCCGAAGAUCAGCAGGAAUGGGCUCAUAAGCAGUACAUAGCAAAACAUCAGCAGGGGCCUUCCCAGCAGUGGGGCAACUUUUACUACUUCCGAAUGCAGAAUAUAAGUGAUAUAUAUUUCAUUGGAGGAUUUGGGACGGUUGCUUGGGUUAAUGUUAAAGAAUAUGAGGCUCUUCGGCCAGACAAGAUUGCUGUUGAUGGAGGUGAGCAUAACCUCAAGGAGCUAAACGCAAUAUUCUCAAAGCCACUAAAGGAGCUGUUAUCGUUGGAAACAGAGGUGGAUGAUGCAGCACUGAUAUCAAUAGAUAGCAAGGGAACGGAUAUACGUGUCCGUCAAGGUGCACAGUUUAACAUACAGAGGCUAGCAUUCGAAGAAGGGCACGGGGUUGAAACUCUUGAGGAAGCCAAAACAGCUCUGUGGAACCUGAUUCACAAAGGUAGAGGUGGUGGGUUGAAACUGGAGCACAAAUUUUGACUCCUAAGGUUGGUUUGUUUGACUUGUUACAGCUUUUGUAUGAGACUAGUAACUAGUAAAUAAAGGGGAGGAGCAUAAUGACUAAUGCCGAAGAUCGUCAUUGGAAGAUUUCUUACUUAUCAAUAUAAAAACUGUUGUUAUCCAUAUAUUGCUUUUGCCGCACUUUUUGCUAGUUAUGUAGCGGGAUUGUUAUUCCUAAACACAAUCUAAGUGUUAGCGGUGCCUUUCUUUUGAGCGUAGAGGUUUUUCUUUAUUUUAAAUACUUUUGUUUUAAAAAGUUGUAAGAAUAUAAAACCGCGGCAAAAUACUUGUA